Molecule: messenger RNA, 1511 nt
Organism: Suillus subaureus
Lineage: Eukaryota; Fungi; Basidiomycota; Agaricomycetes; Boletales; Suillaceae
Product: kinase-like domain-containing protein
Exons: 6
Coding region: 82-1308 (408 amino acids)
Biological process (GO): protein phosphorylation
Molecular function (GO): ATP binding; nucleic acid binding; protein kinase activity
Source: RefSeq, a predicted model, not a curated record
AUUCAGGUUGCUGUGAAGGCUUUGCGUUUUCUGCCUAGCGCAGAUGAUAUCAGGAGAAUCCGUCGAGAGAUUAAAAUAUGGAUGAAGUUAAAACAUCAGAAUAUCGUGCCAUUCAUAGGCGUAACAGCGGGAUUUGGACCCCCUGAGACCUUCUCUCUCGUUUCGCCCUGGAUACCCAAUGGAACACUGACAAAUUUCUUGGAAACCUAUGGUGGAAAGUUACCACUGAUGUCGAAGUUAUGGCUGCUUCAUGAUAUUGCAGCUGGUUUAAAUUAUUUGCACUCAUUCCCUUUGAUCCACGGAGAUCUCACCGGCAGUAAUGUCUUGAUAAACACAGAAGGCAUGGCAUGUCUUGUGGACUUUGGACUUUCUACAGUCAUAGGAGGGCUUGAAGGUGGAUCUUCGAUUGCCCCGUUAUCCCACCGCCCCGGUGCAAUACGGUGGACCGCUCCCGAACUUCUUGAAGAUCCAGAGAUUUCCUAUUCACCCACACCAAAAAGUGAUAUCUAUUCUUUCGGCAGUGUGAUGCUACAGAUCCUCUCUAACAGAUUUCCAUGGUAUACAAAUAGAGGCACCACGGCCGAAUUUCGCAUCAUAGCCAAGCUAAUUGUAGGAGAAACUCCACCUCGGCCGGAUGAUCCACCCAUUUCAGAGAAGCACUGGGCUCUUAUCUCAGAAUGCUGGCGCCCGAUCUCAAGCACGGAAAAUCGUCCAACAGCUGUGCAAUUGAUCGACACUAUCGGUCAAGAGAUCGCCGAUUAUUCAGGUGAAACGAACGAUGCAUCUCGUUUAUUCCGAUCCGGGCAGUUACCCCUGAUUGUGUACAAAGACUCCCGUCCCCCCUCCAAACCGUUACCUGGACCCACAAGAUACAGGCAGCCGCCGAAGCCACCACGCCCGACUGAAGGUGACUCUGUAGAUUCAGUCUUCGCGUUUUCUCCUCCAGGUCGCGAAGACGAGACAGUCGUGCCUCAUGUCCCUGGAGCAUCAUUGCAACAAGAGCACACCAAACUUCAUCACAGAAAUCCUCCGAUUAACACGCUUUUCGUUGGCAAUCUCCCGAGGAGCACAGGGGAUUUUGGUGACUAUCUUGAAACUCGAUUAAGAGCCUUAUUUUCUCCACGCCCGGGAUAUAGAAGUUUGUUAUUCACCCGCAAGAGUGACGGGCGGAUGAUGUGUUUUGUCGACGUAAGAUAUUUUAAUUCCACCCACGGUAUUCUGAUUUAUUGCGAUGGCAGUUUCAGGAUGUACAUUAUGCCACAAUAUCUCUCAACGACCUCACUGGUUCCACUCUCGGCGGGCUCAUAAAAAACGGUGGUAUCCGUCUGUCCUAUAGUAAAACAUCCAUGGGUUCCCGCAGGCCAUAUAGUGCGGGUACGGGCGCACAUGCAACUCCUCCAAGCUUCGGACCCUAAGCAUAAUACUUCUUAUUAAUUAGCAUGUAUUGUAUUCAAUGUAUUUCACCGUGAUGGUACAGCGUAAACCGUAUAUCUUGGUCUUCUUCUUCAAUC